Engraulis encrasicolus (European anchovy) is the source of this 1317-nucleotide messenger RNA. Its product is annotated as C-X-C chemokine receptor type 1-like. NCBI's taxonomy places the organism in Eukaryota, Metazoa, Chordata, Actinopteri, Clupeiformes, Engraulidae. The record is from RefSeq and is a predicted model, not a curated record. Gene Ontology annotation, molecular function: C-C chemokine binding; C-C chemokine receptor activity. Gene Ontology annotation, cellular component: external side of plasma membrane; membrane. The transcript is spliced from 3 exons. Gene Ontology annotation, biological process: immune response; G protein-coupled receptor signaling pathway; calcium-mediated signaling. Bases 1 to 1317 code for a protein of 438 amino acids.
AUGUCUGGCCGUAAAUUCAGACGAAUUUCCACCAAUAUUCAUCUGUCUGAUCCUGAGGAGGACGAGCUCAAUGCGGAUCGGAGAGGGAGCCCUGAGUUCCACCGGCUUCAGAAGAUUAAGCCCCUCUACAACCAAAUCCGGCAGAACUGCAUGGCCAACUUCCAGCCAGGCCAGAACAUCGUCAUCGAUGAACGGAUGGUCGCCUCCCAUGCCAGGAUAGGAAUCCGCCAAUAUAGCAAAGAUAAGCCAUCGAAAUGGGGCUACAAGCUGUUUGUCCUGGCCGACUCCCAAUCUGGGUACACCUGGGACUUCAUGGAUUAUGAGGGGGAAAACCAAGAAGGAUCUGGAAAAGACAGCAAAUUGAACAUCAGUAAUUCAACAAGUGAAGAUUACAACAACAUGGAUUACAGCUCUACGAAUUACAGUGAUACAGAUGGCAACUGUGGUGAAUUCUUUAUCUCCCUGGUAAAUGUAGUGGGAGGAGGUCUCCUGGUGAUCUUUGUCCUCAGUGUGCUGGCUAAUGGUCUGCUGAUGUACAUCAUUGUCCGCUUUGAAGACACUCGGAAAGUCUCCAACCUCUUCUUCCUCUGCCUCGCCUCGUUCAAUCUCCUUUUCACCCUCACUUUGCCAUUCAUGGCUGUCGACUUCCUGCACCACUUCAACUGGGUGUUUGGAGAGGCAGCCUGCAAGAUCGUCAACGGGGCUUUCUUCACUGGCCAGUCGGGAAGUCUGCUAUUGCUGACGGCCAUGACAUUGGACCAGUUCUGCACUGCGGUUCUGAAAGGACGGCUCCUGAUCCAACCUGGACGCAGGCUUCUAUGUGCUCGAGUGGUCUGUGUUGUCACCUGGAUCAUCAGCAUUGCAGCAAGCAGCAGAAUUUUAGUUCUUACUGAGACUGAAUUUGAUUAUGAAAAUUACAUGCAUUUCUGUUCAUAUAGCCCUUCUGAAGAACUUGAGGAAAGGCUUGGCCACUACAUGCAAUUUGUGUUUCUGUUCCUGAUUCCUCUUGUUGUAAUUGUGUUUUGCUACGGUUGUAUUCUGAGAAAGGUCUUGUCUGUUCCACACAUGAGAGGGAGGCGAAGAGCGUUGGUGCUCCUGUUUUGCCACAUUGUUGCUUUUGUUGUCUGCUUUGUGCCCUUCAACGUUCUGGAGACCUAUGGACGACGACUUGACCUUGAACUGGACUGUGAAACAACGUACAUUAUUGCAGCAUACUUUGUUAGCUACCUCCUUGCUCAUUCUUACUGUGUUGUCAAUCCGGGAGACUUGAUUGGUGGUCGUCCCCAUCAACCGGAUGGGCCACACCUGUGUCACUGA